CAUGGAUGGACUGCCGCCCGUUUCCUUCCAUAGCCCGAUCGUGUUUCUCCACCACUCUUCGCUACCACAGGCACUUUCCGUUUCCGCCGCCGUCUCAGUCUCGAUUCACGACGGAGAGGAGAUCCCGAGCUCGUUCAUCGAACUACUCCAUGGAGGUCGCUGGUGUGGAUUCUAUGGGAAAGGAGUUCACUAGCGCUCAAGAGAUGUGGAGGGAAGAAAUCGGUGAAGAAGGGGAUGUGACCAUGAAGACCCAGUGGUACCGAGAUGGUGUUUCUUACUGGGAAGGCGUUGAGGCAUCGGUUGAUGGAGUAUUGGGUGGGUAUGGUCAUGUGAAUGAUGCUGACAUUGUUGGAAGCGAAGUUUUUCUGAAGACCCUCUUACGAGAAAGACUAGCAGAUGGCGGGAUGAAUCGGUAUCUGGUCGCUCUCGAUUGUGGAUCUGGCAUUGGGAGGAUCACGAAGAAUUUACUAAUAAGAUACUUCAACGAGGUUGAUCUGCUUGAACCUGUAUCACAUUUCCUGGAUGCUGCUCGUGAAAAUUUGGUAUGUACAGCCUCUGAAACACACAAGGCCACUAACUUCUUCUGUGUCCCUCUUCAGGAAUUCACUCCAGCUGCUGGUAGAUAUGAUGUAAUUUGGGUUCAAUGGUGCAUUGGGCACCUCACUGACGAUGACUUUGUUUCUUUUUUCAACCGAGCUAAGGCUUCCCUUAAACCUGGUGGGUUUUUUGUCUUGAAAGAGAAUGUCGCUAGAAGUGGAUUUGUUUUGGAUAAAGAUGAUCGUAGCAUCACCAGGUCGGACAUUUACUUCAAAGAGCUCUUCCGUCGAUGUGGUUUGCAUCUUUACAGAACAAAGGAUCAGAAUGGCCUUCCUGAAGAAUUAUUUGCUGUGAAAAUGUAUGCUUUAACUGUUGAUACACCAAAGAAGGUCUCCAAAACCAAAUCAAAAACUCGUGGGAACAGACCCCAAAUCAUCAAAUGAUGGCUCGUUAAUGCUCAUUAUAGAAGGACGUGGCAAGAGGUGUGAAUUCUCUAUAUCCUUUCAUUCAUUUUCUGAUCUAAAUCAUCGGGUUAUUACUUCUUUUGUCUGCCAGUAAAAGUCGUACCUUUUGUUCAUCAUCCGGUUUUACCACUUAUCAUAUGAUGUUAUGAUGGCUUAUUAGUCAUUUUACAACCAGUUUGCCAAAA
This is a messenger RNA of Tarenaya hassleriana, 1186 nucleotides long. Its product is annotated as alpha N-terminal protein methyltransferase 1. The transcript is spliced from 8 exons. The coding region runs from base 6 to 980 and encodes 324 amino acids. Gene Ontology annotation, biological process: N-terminal protein amino acid methylation. Lineage: Eukaryota; Viridiplantae; Streptophyta; Magnoliopsida; Brassicales; Cleomaceae. The record is from RefSeq and is a predicted model, not a curated record. Gene Ontology annotation, molecular function: methyltransferase activity. Gene Ontology annotation, cellular component: cytoplasm.